GCGCGCAAUUAAUAAGUGAAUUUGUGAAAAUCAAUAAUUAAAAUAAAAGUGAAAAAUGCUUAAAUAUUAUUUAAUAAGCGCAAUAUUUAGCGCACACUUGAGCACAUACUGUGACGUGGCGCUGGCGUUGAGCGCAUUCCGGCCGGCUGUGCCGCCGCCGCCGCGCUGGGGUGCCAAUAUGCUAAUGUUGCGGCGUCACAACAAUGCCGCUUUUGAAUUUUGGACUGAUGAUAGUGAUACAAAUCUGUGGGAGCAUUCCGGUCUAUUUGAGGGUGAUAUUAUGCUGCACCGCGAAUGGUUGCGUAACGGUUUAUUGAAGGAGAAAUUCACAUGGCCGGAUGCGACGGUGCCAUUUUAUAUAGACAACAAUGAUUUCAAUCAGACCCAAAUGAUGACCAUUUUGGAGGCUUUCAAAGAGUAUCACGACAAAACUUGUAUUAGAUUUCGACCUUAUGAAAAAGGUGACACCAAUUGGAUUAUUAUAAAGGGUAACUAUACUGGCUGCUGGUCCAGUGUUGGGCGCCGACAGGGAGGGCAGGUACUCAACCUCAACACGCCCCGUUGCGUUUCGCAUGGCAUUAUUGUGCACGAACUGCUGCACGCACUCGGUUUCUAUCACCAACAAAGUUCGACGGAACGUGAUGAAUAUGUGAAAAUUAAUUGGGAGAAUAUACUCGAUGGUCACGCACACAAUUUCAACAAAUACGCACGAACACAUAUAACGAAUUUCGGCAUUGAAUAUGAUUAUCUAAGUGUUAUGCAUUACAGCUCGAAGGCGUUUACCAAAAAUGGCAAGCCGACAAUAGAACCUUUGGAUCCUUACGCUUCCCUGGGCCAACGCAGAGGUCUCUCCAAAAAAGACAUAUCCAAGUUGAAUGAAAUGUACCAAGACGACUGUAAUGUGGAUUAUCUUUUCAGUUUUGAUCGUUUCGGCUCAUAUUUAGAUGAAAUUUUGGAAUAUUUUCAAAACAGUUUAUUUAGUCGGAAUCGUCCGUAUGAUGAGGGUACAAAAAAUGUAAAAAAUUAAAUGUAAUUCUAUACAUUUGUAUACAUACAU
Messenger RNA from Ceratitis capitata (Mediterranean fruit fly), 1057 nucleotides. Its product is annotated as zinc metalloproteinase nas-14. The record is from RefSeq and is a predicted model, not a curated record. Gene Ontology annotation, biological process: proteolysis. NCBI's taxonomy places the organism in Eukaryota, Metazoa, Arthropoda, Insecta, Diptera, Tephritidae. The transcript has 5 exons. Bases 56 to 1027 code for a protein of 323 amino acids. Gene Ontology annotation, molecular function: zinc ion binding; metalloendopeptidase activity.